Syzygium oleosum is the source of this 1690-nucleotide messenger RNA. RefSeq names its product fructose-bisphosphate aldolase, cytoplasmic isozyme 1. NCBI's taxonomy places the organism in Eukaryota, Viridiplantae, Streptophyta, Magnoliopsida, Myrtales, Myrtaceae. Gene Ontology annotation, cellular component: cytosol. Gene Ontology annotation, biological process: fructose 1,6-bisphosphate metabolic process; glycolytic process. The record is from RefSeq and is a predicted model, not a curated record. The transcript is spliced from 3 exons. Gene Ontology annotation, molecular function: fructose-bisphosphate aldolase activity. The coding region runs from base 341 to 1414 and encodes 357 amino acids.
AAGUGCGUUUGGUGACCAUAAGAUGGUCGAAGAGAGACUGGAUCAUGAAGAAGAGCUAUUCCACACAAAAUUGUUUUCGACGCUCAUUCAGAGGAGUGGGUGUGAAACUGCUGGACGAGGGAUACGUGGCGAGGGGAGGGAUCACUCGUUGCUUUAUCCGAGGAUGAUAGCCUUCGCAGGGAUAAUAGCUCGACACGUGUCGGGGGUGCGACACGGUGGAUUCUGCUGGUAUAUUCCCCGGCUUCGCUCCAUAUAAGAUUGUAGGGCAGUGAGAGUUUGCUUUAGCCUUUUCGACCUGUACCUUUCUAUCCACUUCCUUCCUCCAAGCUUAACCAAAACCAUGUCUGCCUUCGUGGGAAAGUAUGCAGAUGAGCUCAUCAAGACGGCCAAUUACAUCGCCACCCCCGGCAAGGGUAUCCUGGCUGCCGACGAGAGCACCGGCACCAUCGGCAAGCGCCUGUCCAGCAUCAACAUCGAGAAUGUCGAGUCAAACCGCCAGGCUCUCCGCGAGCUCCUCUUCACCGCCCCCAACACCCUGCCCUACCUCUCCGGCGUCAUCCUCUUUGAGGAGACUCUCUACCAGAAGACGUCCGGGGGGAAGCCGUUUGUCGAGGUCCUCCAGGAGAACAAUGUCGUCGCCGGCAUCAAAGUGGACAAGGGCACCGUCGAGUUGGCUGGGACGAACGGUGAGACCACCACCCAGGGAUUGGAUUCGCUCGGCGCUCGGUGCCAGCAGUACUAUAAGGCCGGUGUGAGGUUCGCCAAGUGGCGCGCGGUCCUCAAGAUUGGGCCUAAUGAGCCUUCGGAACUGUCCAUCCAGCAGAAUGCGCAAGGUCUGGCCCGUUACGCCAUAAUUUGCCAGGAGAAUGGGCUCGUGCCAAUCGUGGAGCCUGAGAUACUUACCGACGGGAGUCACGACAUCAAGAAAUGCGCUGCCGCUACUGAAACCGUGCUCGCAGCUGUUUACAAGGCGCUGAAUGAUCAGCAUGUUCUUCUUGAGGGCACACUUCUGAAGCCCAACAUGGUCACUCCCGGCUCAGACAGCCCCAAGGUACCGGCCAAGGUGAUAGCUGAGUACACGGUGGCGGCGCUGCGCCGGACCGUGCCGCCGGCGGUCCCGGGGAUCGUAUUCCUGUCUGGGGGUCAGAGCGAGGAAGAUGCGACCCUGAACCUGAACGCGAUGAACAAGCUGGACGUGCUGAAGCCGUGGACGCUCUCCUUCUCGUUCGGGCGGGCGCUCCAAUCGACCACCCUCAAGGCAUGGGGAGGGAAGAAGGAGAACAUUGGCAAGGCCCAGGAGGUGUUCCUGGCAAGGUGCUUGGCCAACUCGGAGGCCACUCUGGGCAAGUUCACAGGAGGGACUGCUGGUGGGUUGGCCUCUGAGAGCUUGUUUGUGAAGGGAUACAAGUACUAGAAAGGAGAGAGAGUCACACUGGGCGGUUCACUGAUUAAUUAAUCAAAUUACUUGUGUAUUGCAAUACCUUUUAUCGUAUUCUUUUGUUUAUUUCCUCCCUUUCUAUGCUUACUUUCAUUACAUAUUCUGCCCCCAAAGCACUGUUCACCCUCUCCAGUCUCGACCAAUUAUAUUAUAACUUGUUGAAAGUGCUUUGAACUUUUAGAGGAGUUUAACUUUGGAUAUGCAGUGUAUUUUCCGGAUAAUCCAUCUGUGUGAAUGUCCUUCUGUUGUUUA